This is a messenger RNA of Cavia porcellus (domestic guinea pig), 3894 nucleotides long. RefSeq names its product leucine rich repeat containing 2 (gene Lrrc2). Gene Ontology annotation, molecular function: protein binding. The transcript is spliced from 10 exons. The record is from RefSeq and is a predicted model, not a curated record. NCBI's taxonomy places the organism in Eukaryota, Metazoa, Chordata, Mammalia, Rodentia, Caviidae. The coding region runs from base 741 to 1856 and encodes 371 amino acids.
AACCGUUCCUUCCCCACCCCCAGGAAUUUACCCAUGGCGCCAAAUGAAUAGCAGUGGGCUACCUGUGCAUCACUAAUGCCCCUUGGGCUCCACCCCAAGCCUAAGCUGCACCUAUGCCCCUACUCCACGUGUCUGACUGAGAGAAUCUCAGCGCCCGGAGACCUGAAGGGUUAGGGGGUCUCUCCCCGAAUUCUUAAAAUAAAGGUCAUUUAUAUUUCAUACUUCUUAUCUUUCCAGCCGCGCCAAAAUUCUAUCAAAGGCCCGGCUGGGAAGUGCAGGCCGGCCUUGAAGUCGGGCAACCCUCCUGCCUCGUCCUCCCGGGCGCUGGGAGAACGGCCUUGCUUUUUCCGCAGUUUUCUAGUCCCAUUUUCCGCUUGGUCUCCAGCCUUUUCCCUCCUCUGUCCCGACGCUGGCCGGUGGCCCAGGUUUCCAGGUGGACUGGCCUGGCCCGGUGACCUGGAUGUCGGGGCGCGCGCGGCCCCCUCCCCGUGUUGUCCCCGGCUGAGUCACGCGGGAGGCGUAGAAGGUGUCCCGGGAUCGGGUUCUCCGCUUACAAAUAUAGCCGCUGAGCACAGGCCGGACCGGCGGCACCUCUGCGGGUCGCUGCGUGGUGUAGACGGAUCGGGCUGCGGCCGGGGAGGGUCUCACUGUGCAGUUCAGGCUGGCCUUGGAUUCAUGCUGAUCCUCCUACCUCAGCCUCCCAAGCGCUGGGAUAACAGAGGUAAUUUCGUGCUUCCAAAAUGGGGCACAAGGUGGUGGUGUUUGACAUCUCUGUGGUCAGAGCCUUGUGGGAAACCCGAGUCAAGAAGCACAAAGCCUGGCAGAGGAAGGAGGCAGAGCGGCUGGAGAAGAGUGCGCUGGAAAAGAUAAAGGAAGAGUGGAACUUCGUGGCCGAGUGCCGGAGGAAGGGCAUCCCCCAGGCUCAGUACUGCAAGAAUGGCUUUGUGGACACCAGCACGCGGCUUCUGGAAAGGAUGGAGCGGGCCUCCCUGACCAGGCAGAGCUCACAGGCCAAGGCUGGGGCCAGACACAGCAGCCCGUUUGUGUUUGAGCUCUGCGGAGAGCACUGGAAGGAGCUCCCCGAUUCGCUGAAGGAGCAGACACACCUGGAGGAGUGGCACAUAAGCAACACGCUGAUUCAGCUCAUUCCUACCUACAUCGAGCUGUUUGAGGCCAUGAGAAUCCUGGAUCUGCCAAAAAACCAAAUAUCGCAUCUUCCAGCUGAAAUUGGUCGUCUGAAGAACCUGAGAGAGCUCAAUGUGAGUUUCAACCACUUGACAAGCGUUCCUGCCGAGCUGGGGGACUGCACGCGUCUGGAGAGACUGGACUGCUCCGGGAACCUGGAACUGACUGAGCUGCCAUUCGAAUUAAGUAAUUUGAAGCAGGUUACAUUCGUCGAUAUCUCUGCAAACAAGUUCUGCAGCGUCCCCGUCUGUGUCCUGCGCAUGCCCCGGCUGCAAUGGCUGGACAUCAGCGGCAACAACCUGAGCGACCUGCCCCAGGACAUAGACAGGCUGGAAGAGCUCCAGAGUUUUCUCCUGUAUAAAAACGAGCUGACCUACCUGCCCUACGCCCUGCUCAACCUCAAGAAGCUCAGCUUGCUGGUGGUCAGUGGGGACCAUUUAGUGGAGUUUCCAAGUGCCCUCUGUGACGGGUCCUUGCCUUUAAAGUUCGUCAGCCUCAUGGACAACCCUAUCGCUAAGCCUGGCCAGGAGGAGGAAGAGGAGAUUGCGGAAAGCGAGCAGGACCGCCGGCACUUCGAUAAGGAAUUUAUGAAGGCCUACAUUGAAGAUCUUCGAGAGAGAGAAUCUGUUCCCAGCUACACCACCAAGGUAUCUUUCAGCCUCCAGCUUUGAGGUCGUCCUCUGGAAGCCUGCACUCGCCGUCUGUGGAGCUGAGUCCUUGUGUGUGGGUCGUGUCCUUCAGGGGUUAUGACAUGCUUCACGUCAAAGCCUAGGAACCACUGUGGUUGGGGUUGUUUAAAAAAAAUAACUUUCAAGCUGAGUGUGGUGGCCUACUCCUAUGACCCCGGCACUCAGGAGCUGAGGCAAGUGGAUCGCCAUGAGUUCGAGGCCAGUCUGGGUGACAUAGUGAAUUCAGGGCCAGGCUGGACUACAGAGUAAGACUCUGUCUCAAAAAUGCAAAGGGGAGAGCUGGGGAUUUAGCUCAGUGGCAUAAGCACCUGCCUUGAAAGCAGGCAGUCGUGAGUUCGAUCCCCGGUACCGAUAAAAAUGAAAAAGACAAAAAAAAAAAAAAAAUUGUUCUGUUAAAAAAGCAAAGGGGAAAAGUUUCAAAUUUGUCAAGUCCUCCGUGGGUUUGAGACUUGAUAAAUUAUACAUGAAUAUCCUCAGGCUCCUUUAUGUAUUCUUGUUUUCAAAGAAUGCACAUUCAGGGGGUGGGGAUAAGCGCCUGCCUUGCAAGCAGGCAGUCAUAAGUUCGAUCCCCGGUACCAAUAAAAAAGAAAAAGACAAAAAAAAAUUGCAACUGAAUGACCAAAUUCUGAGACUGAGUUCACUGCUCAGGCACCAGGGCUAAGGGACUGUGGAAAGAGCAUUUCUAUGGACUGUACAGAGGAGGGCUUUGCUGCCACUGGGAAAACACCUCCGUGUGUUCUUCCUUUACUGAGAAUAACGUUCCUUGGGUUUAUACAGACUGCUGUCUCCAGAUGCUUUAUUUAUUUUUUUAAUUUUGUUUUUUAGGGUACCGGGAAUCAAACUCAUAACCUUGCACUUGCCACACAGGUACUUAUACUGCUAAGCUCUGGAUACUGCCCGGUCCCUCUCUGGAUACUUUAAAUUGCGCUUUGGGGUGUGUUUUAAACUCUAACCUGGCUCUCCUGAGACUUCACAUUCGGUCUGCACCCCGUGGCCCAGAGGAGGGGCCGGGAGGUCACCAUGUUGGGGGCUGAGACCCUGGAGAGGGCGGGGGUCUGUCUGGUCCCGGGGAGCGUUGAGUGCCGGUGUGGAUGCCACCCCAUCCUGGUGCUCACCUUGUAGGUCUGAGGCUUCCUCAGGAUGAGCAGCAGGGGCCUUGUCCUCUAGGCUGUGUCCUCCAUGAUGGUCAUGUAGCACAGAGGACAUAAGCAGGCCACCUGGAUGAGGGUGAUAGGGUUCUUAGGGAGCCCUGCAGGGCAGCCAUAUCCUUGGCCACUAUGGGCAAAGACCGCCCAUCUGGGGCUGGACUCCUCUGGCGCAAUAUGCCAAGGGUAUUUUCUCCCAUUGUCCUAGGUCUAGAUAAACAGGAAGUGGCCUAUUGUCUAGAGGAGCCCAAAGAAAGGACCCCCCCACCUGUUGUCACCGAAUGGCCUGGGGCUCCCAAGCCCCAAGCAGUGACUUCUGCCACCCAGCAGCCAACUCAAAAAACAGGAUUUAAAACAGCUGCCUAAAGGUGGACGGCCAGGUAUAGCCAAGGCGAGCUUUGGGAAGUUCACCUGGGGCGGGAAGAAAGGGUGAUUUUUAUUUUCUCAUACUAGAGGAGCUGAGCUGUUCCCUGAGCACACAUUUGGAAAGGGUUCUGUGGUGUUUUUCCCAUGUGAGUCUUUGGAUUUCUCUAGAUACUUUAUCAUCCAUGGCUGCAGGCUCAGCAGAGUGUGGUGAGUCCUGUAGCAGUACUGUGACACAGGAAACAAAACUCUGAAAAGCAGAUUAAAGAGUGGAAGAGUAGGGAAAGAAGUCACUUUGAGCCUUAGACAACUGUUUUUUUCUUCUUAACAUUUAAGAAAAUAAAAUUCAGAUUUAUUAGUUGUACUUCAGGGAGGAUUUUGGAAUUUUUUGUUAAAUAUAGUCAAAUGGAAACUGUAAAUGGGGGAGGAAUUUCGGGCUCUGAUGCAAUUAGACCACCUGUAAUUUAUGCAAAUGUUAUUUAAUAAAAUCAGUCUUUUGUGUAAAAACUUUA